This is a messenger RNA of Penicillium manginii, 1470 nucleotides long. RefSeq lists its product as uncharacterized. Lineage: Eukaryota; Fungi; Ascomycota; Eurotiomycetes; Eurotiales; Aspergillaceae. Gene Ontology annotation, biological process: transmembrane transport. The record is from RefSeq and is a predicted model, not a curated record. Gene Ontology annotation, molecular function: transmembrane transporter activity. The transcript has 4 exons. The coding region runs from base 1 to 1470 and encodes 489 amino acids.
AUGGAAUCUACUUCGACAAAAAGCCCCGAUUGCUUGUCACUAGCACCUUCGUUGUCACCAUCUCCUAGGGGUCAUUUACAUUUCAUUCUUGAGGAGAAUGGACUAGAGCUUACUACAGAUGGAAGGUUCAUCCGCUGGUCGGCCUCGAAUCCCAAACAUCCGCGCAACUGGCGCAUGCCCCGAAAGAUAUACGACAGCAGUUUGAUUAUCUUUCUUGAUUUUUUCACGCAAGUUCUAUAUUCAAUUGCCUUUCAGGAAGUUCCUCGAUAUCUACUGGGUCAAUGCCUUGGGGGAAUCAUUUUUCCAUCGUUCUCAGAGGCCUUUGGGCGCAAAAGACUAUACAUCAUUAGCACUGGCUUGUACAGUGUCUUUUGUGUAGUUGUCGGUGUCUCGCCUUCUCUUGCCGGUAUCGCAGUCGGCCGUUUUUUCUCGGGGUUCUUGUCGGCUAUUCCGACUAUUGUCGUGGCUGGCAGUAUUGAAGAUUUGUAUAAUUCAAAAGACCGAAUCUGGAUGAUCUUCUUAUGGGCUAUGAUUACCAAUAUGGGCAUGUGUAUGGGACCAAUCAUCAGCACACAUAUCGCUGAGCACUUGGGAUGGCAAUGGGUGUUUCAUAUUGCAGCAAUUGUAACUGGCAUGUCACGACCCUCCCUAGUUCUCGUACGAGAAGUGGCCAAAGUGCGAAGUGAAACCGGCAUCGACACACUCCAAGCAUUGAACCCCGAUCAUACACCGGACGUGAAGACUUUCAUCCGCAUUGCACUAUUUCGUCCAAUUCAACUAUUUUUCACGGAGCCUAUUAUUUUCUUGGUCUCUACUAUCAGUGCAAUCGCGUUCGCCAUGGUCUAUCUUUUCACAGAAGCCUUGCCUCCGGUCUACCAGUCGAUGGGUUUCUCCAACGAAUCGUCUACUCUUCCAUUCAUGGCAAUAUGCAUUGGUCUAGUACUGGGACUACUUACCCGCAUCAAAGAUCAUCGAAAAAUCACACACGCCGAGGAGCAAGGCAUCGUACUAGAGCCGGAACAUAAACUCAUUGGCUUCUCAAUUGGAGCACCUUUGCUUGCUGGCGGGCUUUGGUGGUUUGCCUGGACUAUCCCUCCACUGGUCGACCAUGUCCACUGGAUCGUAUCGGCCAUAUCCUUGGUGUUCAUCGGGUACGCAUUGAAUGAGUUCGACACUGUACUUGGCGGAUAUCUCGCAGACAGCUAUUUGAGUUUCUCUGCCAGUGGAUUUGCAUCUCUGGCGCUUUUUCGCUCGCUGCUGUCAGCUGCCUUCCCACUCUUUGCCGCGGAUAUGUUUCAAGGACUUGGUGCAAAUGUAGCCUCGUCAAUUCUCGCGGCUUUGGCUACUUUGUUUUGUGUGGUGCCACCGCUGUUCACGAAGUACGGCAAGCAAAUUCGAGCUCGCAGUAAGUUUGCUCGAUAUAGUUUGGAGGUUUAUCAUGAAAACAGUGUCGAGAAAAACGGGCUUUAA